Molecule: messenger RNA, 754 nt
Organism: Pipistrellus kuhlii (Kuhl's pipistrelle)
Lineage: Eukaryota; Metazoa; Chordata; Mammalia; Chiroptera; Vespertilionidae
Product: 28S ribosomal protein S15, mitochondrial-like
Exons: 1
Coding region: 1-747 (248 amino acids)
Biological process (GO): translation
Cellular component (GO): ribosome
Molecular function (GO): structural constituent of ribosome
Source: RefSeq, a predicted model, not a curated record
AUGGGUAAAUGGGUGAAGAGUUAUAAACUUGCGCCCCUCCCCUCCCCGCGGGGAGGAGCUGAGAACCGGGACUGCAGGAGUAGGGAAAGGGUUCCGCGGAGGCGGAGGAGGGUCUCCCCGGCCGCCCGCGGAUAUGCCAUCCAGAAGCCAGUCCGGCCCAGCCAAGAAGAUGACCCGCCCCCUUCCACGCUCCUCAAAGAUCACCAGGACGUCCCUGGAAUUGACAAGGUUGAUGAUGUCGGGAAAAGACUCUUGUCUUUGGAAAUGGGGAAUCAGAAGGAGAAGCUAAAAGUCAAGAAAGAACAAUUGAUGAACAAGGUUGUGGCAAACCCCGAGGACACCAGCGCCCUGGAGGCUCGAAUUGUUGCCUUGACUGUCAAGAUCCGCAAUUAUGAAGAACACAUGCAGAAACAUCGAAAGGACAAAGCUCUCAAGCGCUAUCUGAUCACGAGCAUUGACCAGAGGCAAAAGAUGCUCAAAAACCUCAGUAAGACCAACUACAAAGUCUUUGAGAAGAUGUGCAAGGACCUGGGGACUGAGUGCAUCUUCCCCCCUAUGUACUACCGAAGAGCCCACCGCCGCUGGGUGGCCAAGAAGGCUUUGUGCAUUCUGGUUUACCAGGAGGCACAAAAGCUAAAGAAGCAAAGAAGGGCCUUAAAAGCAGCAGCAGCUGCCCAGAAACAACGCCAGACGAACCCAAUAAGCAUUUCCCAAGCUGAACCAGAGGCAAUCAAGGAAAACAAAUAAUUUUGUU